AUGGACGCUGCAUUGCCCCAGUUCAGCAAGGUAUUGGUUAAGAAGUACCCCCAGGAGUCGGACGUGGAGUUCACGUUUCACAAAAUAGAGCUUAGCGAUAAAAUUAUACUAAAUGUUCAUACAAAUGGAAUAAUCGAUACAACGUUUGAUAUUCCGAUAUCUUCGAAAGCAGCCAUUAGUUCAACCACCAACUCAAUUGAUAGUAGUGAGGAAGGGUUGGGGGUCGAGCCAAUCAUAUUGGUGGGAGACUCUAGUAAUUUGAAGAUACAAAUCAUAGCCAGUCAAAUAGGAAAAUUGAUAUUACUACUGGCGAAUCCCAAAAAUUUGAUAUUAUCAAUCGGAUCGAGAUGGUUUGGUAAAGGAGAUGAGGUAAAGGAUGACGAUUUUGAAAAAUUGAUGUUUGUUUUAGCUAAUAUAAAAGAAAUACUCUGA
Hyphopichia burtonii NRRL Y-1933 is the source of this 432-nucleotide messenger RNA. RefSeq lists its product as uncharacterized. The transcript has a single exon. The record is from RefSeq and is a predicted model, not a curated record. Bases 1 to 432 code for a protein of 143 amino acids. NCBI's taxonomy places the organism in Eukaryota, Fungi, Ascomycota, Pichiomycetes, Serinales, Debaryomycetaceae.